AUGGUCCGAAAAUGGUCCAAGUUCCUUGCGAAGCCCGCCGGCUGGCUCCCGCCGAACGCACCACUCUCACAACGCAAACAGAUAUACCUUCCCAACUUCACAGUCGCUCUCAUCCGAACGCCCUUCCUCCCGCCCCGAUAUGCCUCGUUCUACGUCCCCUUGAAUUUCAACAAGCUCGAUAUGCGCGACUACCUACAACGUUUAUACGGAGUUGGCGUUCUGAGUGUACGUAGCUAUGUCGAGCAACAGAAGGUCACACGCCUCAGACCACAAGGAAAAUAUGGAUACGGAAAGUUACGACGACCGACCUCGAAGAAGAGGAUGACUGUUGAGAUGAAGGAGCCGUUCGUUUGGCCCGAGGCUCCGGAGAGCAUGGAUGCGUGGGAGAAGGACCAAUUCUUCAAGGCCGCAAAAUACCAAGAUCAGAUCCAGAAGGCUCAACGACCAGACGCGGGGAUGCAGCCGGACAAGGAGUCUCGUGAGGCGUUUGACGCGGAGGCCAAGAAGUUGCUGAGCGGCGAGAAGCCAUGGAGACCUACGUGGCAGGCUUUGGGAUUGAGUUAUGACAGACCGUCAGUCGGAUCGGCUAAGGGACCUUUUUCGGGGAGCUCAUAA
Messenger RNA from Aspergillus puulaauensis, 615 nucleotides. RefSeq names its product mitochondrial 54S ribosomal protein uL23m. NCBI's taxonomy places the organism in Eukaryota, Fungi, Ascomycota, Eurotiomycetes, Eurotiales, Aspergillaceae. Gene Ontology annotation, biological process: mitochondrial translation. The transcript is spliced from 3 exons. The record is from RefSeq and is a predicted model, not a curated record. Gene Ontology annotation, molecular function: structural constituent of ribosome. The coding region runs from base 1 to 615 and encodes 204 amino acids. Gene Ontology annotation, cellular component: mitochondrial large ribosomal subunit; ribosome.